AUGCGAAUAAAUAAGUUUAUGAACGCUGAAGAGUUAGAUCCAGAUUCCGUCACCCAUGAUUUUGAUGAAAAAGAUCCUCUUGUAAUUGAAAACGGAGUAUUCACUUGGAUUGACCCAACUGAUGCACCAACAUUAUCAAACAUAAAUUUACGAGUUUCAUCUGGACAACUGGUUGCUGUAGUGGGUACUGUUGGUUCUGGAAAGAGUUCUUUGAUAUCAGCCUUCCUUGGUGAAAUGGAAAAGGUUUCUGGUAGAGUUAACACUAAGGGAACUAUAGCAUAUGUACCACAGCAAGCUUGGAUACAAAAUACAUCACUUAAGAAUAAUAUAUUGUUUGGCGAAACAUUUGAUGAUAGAGCUUAUAAAAAUGUCACAGAUGCGUGUGGAUUAAAAUCUGACUUCCAAAUGCUUCCAGCAGGUGACGAUACAGAAAUUGGUGAAAAGGGAAUCAAUUUAAGUGGAGGCCAAAAACAAAGAGUAAGUUUGGCAAGAGCAGUUUAUAAAGAGAGUGACAUUUAUUUUUUGGACGAUCCAUUAAGUGCUGUCGAUUCACAUGUCGGAAACCAUAUUUUUGAACACGUUAUUGGACCUACAGGAUUGUUGCAAAAAAAAACACGAAUUUUGGUUACUCAUGGUAUAACUUAUCUCAGAGAUGUUGAUUUAAUUGUGGUCAUGAAAGAUGGACAAAUAUCAGAGACUGGAACAUAUAACGAAUUGCUUGAUAAAAAAGGAGAUUUCGCUGAUAUCUUAUUGUUGCAUAUGCAAGAACAAAAUGAAUACGAAGUUGAUGAAAUAGAAAUUAAUACUUCAUUAGAAGAUGCACCUGCAGAUUUAAAAGAAAAAUAUAUUAACCAGAAAAGUGAAAAGAAUUCAAAUUCUUCAAUGCAAAGGCAAAUAGCUAUUGAUUCAAAUAAACCAAUUCCUCGACCUAUACUGGAGCAAAAAGCCCAACUCAUUGAAGCAGAGAAAGCAGAAACCGACAAUGUUAAAUGGGACAUUUACAUUCAGUAUAUUGAGUUAUCUGGAACUAUUUUUUGUAUAUCUUCAGUUUUAUUAACAUUUCUUUACCAAGUGUUUUAUACACUAUCGAGCAUCUGGUUGUCAAUAUGGUCUAAUGAUGAUAGGUCAAUUAAUCAUGAAACUGAAAAUGAUGACAAUAAGUUUAUGCACUUAACAGUUUACGGACUACUUGGAAUUGGCCAAAUUUUUUCGUCGAUAGCAUUAUCAAUAACUUUUUCGUUGGGCACAAUACAUGGUGCGGAAAAAUUCUACAAAUUGAUCAACUCACGCUUAUUUAAGAAUCCACUAAGCCUGUUUGACACAACACCUAUUGGACGUAUAUUGAACAGAGUAUCUAAGGAUAUUGAUACCAUUGAUAAUGUCUUGCCAUCAUUGAUACUAUCACGUAUAAAAUAUACGGUUUCGGUCAUUGGCACUUUGAUCGUUAUCAGUUAUAGUACACCUAUAUUUGCAGUGGUGAUUAUUCCUAUUGCUAUAAUUUAUUACAUCAUGCAGAGAUUUUUUGUUGCGACAUCGCGUCAACUACAAAGACUCGAGUCUAUAUCUCGUUCCCCAAUUUAUUCACAUUUUAGCGAAACAAUUGAAGGGACUACAUCGAUUCGUGCUUAUGGUGCACAAUCCAAAUUCAUACUUCAAUCCGAACAAAUAGUGGAUUUCAAUCAGUCUUGUUUUUAUCCAAAAACAGUGGCCGAUAGAUGGAUGAUUUUAAGGGUAGAAACAAUUGGUAAUUUUAUUAUUUUCUUCACGUCAGUGUUCUCAGUAUUGAGAAGAGAUACAUUGAGUCCAGGUAUUGUUGGUUUGUCCGUCAGUUAUGCUCUACAGAUCACAAGAUUCCUAAAUCUGUUAAUAAGAGCGACUUCUGAUGUCGAAACUAAUAUUGUGGCCGUUGAACGUGUUAAAGAAUAUGCAGAAACACCUCAAGAAGCUCCUUGGGAAGUACCAUCAACUCAACCACCCAGAGAAUGGCCAACUAGUGGAGAAAUUCAAUUUAAGAAUCUUAAAGUUCGUUACCGUGAAAGUUUAGAUUUAGUAUUGAAAGGGUUAAAUUUUUCAGUGAAAGGAGGCAAAAAGGUGGGAGUAGUUGGGCGUACCGGAGCAGGAAAAUCAUCUUUGACUCUUAGUUUGUUUCGUAUCGUCGAAGCUUCCGAAGGAUCAAUUCUUAUAGAUGGCGUUGAUAUAUCUAAAAUUGGAUUACAUACGUUGCGUAACCGUCUCACAAUUAUUCCACAGGGUAUCAUCAGUUAUCCAGUAUUGUUUUCUGGUACAUUGAGAAUGAAUUUGGAUCCAAUUAAUAGUAAUACGGACGCACAGCUGUGGAGUGCCCUAACACUUGUCCAUUUAAAAUCAUAUAUUGUAGGGCUUGCUAGUGGUUUGGAUUAUGAAGUGUCUAAAGGAGGAGAAAAUCUAAGUGUGGGCCAAAGACAACUGGUGUGUUUGGCGAGAGCAUUGUUGAAAAAGACAAAAAUAUUAGUGUUAGACGAAGCCACGGCGUCCAUCGAUUUGGAAACAGACAACCUUAUACAAACAACCAUACGAACGGAAUUCAAAGAUUGCACAGUGUUGACAAUCGCUCAUCGUCUGAACACCAUUAUGGAUUCUGACAAGGUAAUUGUGUUGGACAAUGGUUUCAUGAUCGAAUACGACUCACCGGCCAAUUUGCUAAGAGAUAAAUCGUCGGUUUUCUAUUCGAUGGCAAAGGACGCAGGUCUAGCUCAAUAA
Molecule: messenger RNA, 2739 nt
Organism: Macrosiphum euphorbiae (potato aphid)
Lineage: Eukaryota; Metazoa; Arthropoda; Insecta; Hemiptera; Aphididae
Source: the annotation of a GenBank genome assembly